GGGGGUAUAUGCUUAAGCCCUCCGUAAACCCUAGUAUAUAUAACUUGUAGUUUUUUUUUUUCUCUUUCUUCCUUCUCUUUCUUUUGGUUUAUUCAAAUUCAAAAUCCUCAGUUUGCAGCCGUCCUUCUACUCCAGAAGUGGUUACUUGUGAGCACUUAAAUUUCGUAGCAAGGAAAUGAGGAAGAAAGUGGACGAGCGAAUCAGAACUCUAAUUGAAAAUGGCGUUAGAACAAGGCAUAGGUCCAUGUUCGUCAUCAUUGGUGACAAGUCUCGUGACCAGAUUGUUAAUCUUCAUUACAUGCUUAGCAAGGCGCAGAUUAAGUCCAGGCCAACCGUAUUGUGGUGCUACAAGGACAAACUAGAACUGAGCAGUCACAAGAAAAAGCGCAGCAAGCAGAUUAAAAAGUUGAUGCAGAGGGGUCUUUAUGAUCCAGAUAAAGGUGAUUCAUUUGAAUUGUUUGUGGCAAGUGGGGGAUUAACAUAUUGUUUAUAUAAGGAGUCGGAAAGAAUUCUUGGUAACACCUUUGGAAUGUGUGUACUUCAGGAUUUUGAGGCAUUGACACCUAAUCUUCUAGCAAGAACAAUGGAGACAGUGCAGGGAGGCGGGUUGGUUGUUCUGCUGCUACGCUCUCUAUCCUCGCUGACAAGUCUGUACACCAUGGUCAUGGAUGUCCAUGAUAGAUUUCGAACUGAAUCCCACUCUGAGGCUGCUGGGCGCUUUAAUGAACGGUUCUUAUUGUCUCUAGCAUCUUGCAAGGCAUGCGUAGUCAUGGAUGAUGAACUAAAUGUUUUACCAAUUUCAUCUCACAUAAGGUCUAUUUCCCCGGUUCCCGCUAAAGAGGACUCUGAAGAACUCUCAGAAGCAGAACUGGAGCUGAAAAACCUUAAAGAACAACUAAAUGAAGAUUUCCCUGUUGGUCCAUUGAUUAGGAAGUGUUGCACGAUGGACCAGGGAAAGGCUGUUGUGACAUUUCUGGAUGCAAUUUUAGACAAGACACUACGUAGUACUGUUGCUUUAUUGGCUGCUCGUGGCCGUGGGAAAUCAGCUGCUCUUGGUUUAUCAAUUGCUGGAGCUGUAGCUGUGGGGUAUUCAAAUAUCUUUGUGACUGCGCCUAGCCCUGAAAAUUUGAAAACCUUGUUUGAUUUUGUAUGCAAAGGUUUUGAUGCUCUUGACUACAAGGAACAUAUAGAUUUUGAUGUGGUGAAAAGUGUGAAUCCCGAGUUCAAGAAAGCUACUGUAAGGAUCAAUAUUUAUAAGCACCACAGACAGACAAUUCAGUAUAUACUGCCAAAUGAGCAUGAAAAGCUUUCACAAGUUGAGUUGUUGGUUGUUGAUGAAGCAGCCGCUAUUCCACUUCCAGUGGUGAAGUCUUUGUUGGGCCCUUAUCUGGUCUUUCUGUCUUCUACUGUUAAUGGUUAUGAAGGUACUGGACGCUCUUUAUCGCUCAAACUUUUGCAGCAAUUGGAAGAGCGAAGUCACGUGUCUGCUAAGAGCACAAAGGACACUGGUCGUCUUUUUAAGAAAAUAGAAUUGAGUGAAUCCAUCAGAUAUGCUUCUGGGGAUCCCAUUGAAAGCUGGCUUAACAAUCUACUUUGCUUAGAUGUUUCAAAUGCCAUCCCUAAUCUUAGCAGGUUACCACCACCCAGUGAGUGUGAUUUAUACUAUGUUAAUCGGGAUACUCUUUUCUCUUACCACAGAGAUAGUGAAUUAUUUUUGCAGCGAAUGAUGGCUUUAUAUGUUGCAUCUCAUUACAAGAAUUCUCCCAAUGAUUUGCAACUAAUGGCAGAUGCUCCAGCACACCACUUAUUUGUACUACUUGGGCCUGUUGAUGAAUCAAAGAAUCAACUUCCUGAUAUUCUGUGUGUCAUUCAGGUUUCCCUUGAGGGACAGAUUUCUCGUAAGUCAGCUAUCCAAAGUUUGAGUGAUGGUCAUCAACCUUUUGGAGAUCAAAUACCAUGGAAAUUCUGUGAGCAAUUCCGAGACACAGUUUUCCCCUCACUUUCAGGUGCUCGUAUUGUACGCAUAGCGACACACCCAAGUGCCAUGAGGCUUGGAUAUGGUUCACAAGCAGUUGAACUUUUAGUUCGUUACUAUGAAGGACAACUCACUUCUAUUUCUGAGAUUGAUGUUGAAGAUGAAGGGAAGACUCCAAGCGUUAGAGUUACAGAAGCUGCAGAGAAAGUUUCACUACUUGAAGAAAAUAUAAAACCUAGAACAGAUCUACCUCAUUUGCUUGUACAUCUGCGUGAAAGGCGGCCAGAAAAGCUCCAUUACAUUGGUGUCUCCUUUGGGCUAACUUUGGACCUUUUUCGCUUUUGGAGGAAACAUAAAUUUGCUCCUUUCUACAUUGGCCAGAUUCCAAAUACUAUUACUGGUGAGCACUCGUGCAUGAUCCUAAGACCCUUGAACAAUGAUGAAAUUGAAGCUGAUGGAUCAAAUCCGUUGGGUUUCUUUAGUCCAUUUUACCAAGAUUUUAGACAAAGAUUUACUAAACUUCUUGCUUCGACCUUUCGUGGCAUGGAAUACAAGCUUGCUUUGAGCAUAAUAGAUCCAAAAAUCAAUUUCAAGGACCAAGACCCUAAGGAAAUCGCAUCUGAAAAAUAUCUGCAGUCAAUCGGAGAACAUUUAUCACCACAUGAUAUGAAGCGUUUGGAGGCUUAUGUUGACAACCUUGCUGACUUUCAUCUGAUCCUAGAUUUGGUGCCAACCCUUACACGUCUGUACUUCCAACAAAAGUUCCCAGUUACAUUGUCCUAUGCUCAAGCUUCUGUGUUACUCUGCAUUGGUCUGCAGAAUCAGAACAUUUCAUACAUUGAGGGACAAACAAAUUUGGAAAGGCAAACAAUAUUGUCUCUAUUUAUAAAGGUUAUGAAGAAGUUCUACAAAUAUCUAGAUGGCCGUGCAUCCAAGGAGAUUGAAUCAACCUUGCCAAGACUGAAAGAAAUUGUCAUGGAACCUCACAGUGUCUCUCUGGACGAAGAUCUCAACAAUGCAGCUAAACAAGUCGAGGAUGACAUGAAAUCAAAAGCAGAAUCACUCUUUACUCCUGAAUUGUUCCAGCAGUAUGCCAUUGACGAUGGAGACUCUGGCUUUCAGACUGUUUUACAAAAUAAUGAUGGAAAAAUACCCACCGGUGGUCUUAUUAGCGUAAAAUCCAGUAGGAGCGCAGUGAGGCCUGAAAAGGUGAAGGAAAGUGGCAAGAGUGACAAAAAGCGCAGUAAAGAUAAUCACAACCAUAAAUCAAGCAAAAAGAGAAGAUCUUGAGUUAAAUAUGAUAAUAAAAACCAUCCAAGAAAAAACUGACGAUUUCAGGGAAUUGUCCGUCCUUGAGUCAGAACGGCAUACAAGGUCAAAGUGAACGUCCAAAUCAUGGGGAUGAGAAUCCACUGACAAGAAGCUCAGUUCAUGUAAUGGACUCCCCUGUGCAUGGUUUGCUGUGGAGAUCUUCAUAAAUUUCAAGUGCAGGAUUAUUUAUAGUGGAACUAAUCUUCAGUUUGUUUUUAUUUUAUGUUUUCAUGGGAAUUAGUGGGUAUCACUACUGCAUUACUAUAAAUUCGACGGCUGCAGAGAAAUGUAUUCAUGAUAUAGUUUUAGUGGCCUUAGUUUUUGACGGCUUAA
Molecule: messenger RNA, 3619 nt
Organism: Vigna umbellata (rice bean)
Lineage: Eukaryota; Viridiplantae; Streptophyta; Magnoliopsida; Fabales; Fabaceae
Product: GNAT acetyltransferase (DUF699)
Biological process (GO): rRNA acetylation involved in maturation of SSU-rRNA
Cellular component (GO): 90S preribosome; nucleolus
Molecular function (GO): tRNA binding; ATP binding; 18S rRNA cytidine N-acetyltransferase activity
Source: RefSeq, a predicted model, not a curated record